Messenger RNA from Meloidogyne enterolobii, 1596 nucleotides. NCBI's taxonomy places the organism in Eukaryota, Metazoa, Nematoda, Chromadorea, Rhabditida, Meloidogynidae. The record is from the annotation of a GenBank genome assembly.
UUUUUGACGGGCCCAAAUUAUAUACUUGCUGAAAUACCGAUAUUGAGACAAAGAAAAGCAAAUAUAAGUUUAUCGGCUACAGAAAAUGGAAUUUACAAAUUUAAAGUUGCAAGUCGUCAAGGACAUUUAAAGAAUUUUGCACAAAUUAAAGUUGAAGUUUUGCCAAUGAGGAAUUAUUCACAUUUGGAAAUGGAGCCGAAAGAAGGGAAAAGAGAAGAAAUAUUGAUAACAAACACAACAAUAGAAACAACAAAGGAAGUUUUAGAGGGUAAAAAGGAGGAGAAUGAGGGAGUAAUUGAAGGGAAAGAAAAUUUAAACAGAAUGCCAAAAAAUAAAAAUUUGAAGGAAAAUGGAAGGGAUAUUGAAAUAAUUGGGGGAAUUGAUGAGGAGGAGGUGAAAAAUUCUUCGACUUUGGUAGAAAGAAGGGAAGAAGGAGUAAAAAAUAAUUUUGAAGAGGAAAAGGAUGAAAAGAAGAAUGUUACAAUUAAAGAAGAUAAUAUAAUUAAAGAGGAAUUAAUUGAAGAAAUUAAUUUAAAUGAAGAAACUAAUAAAUUAAAAAAUAAUUUAACAGAAGAAAUAUUAAUUAAUAAUUUAAUAAUUAAAAAUAAUUCUUUAUUUAAUGAAGAAAAUAGGACAAAAGAAGAAAUUAAUUUAAUUAAAUUAAUCCCUCAAAAUUUAAAUAUUUUAAUUAAUAAAAAAUUAAUAAAUAAAGGAAAUGUUAAUAUUUUAUAUUCAAAAUUACCAAAUUUAAUUAAUGAGCCAAUAGAAAAUUUUGUUUUGGAAUAUAAAUUAAAUGAAGAAGAAGAAAAUAAUAAUGUUUUUAAUUUAACAAACAAAUUACUUCAUAUAUGGAUAACAACAACACCAACAACAGAUUCUCUUCCAAAAAUAUUAGAUAUUAGCCCCCAUUAUUUAGCUCCAGGAGAUAUAGCAGAAUUAUGGCUAUUAAAUCCAACAAAAAUUUUAAAAGAAUAUUUUCAUUUAUUUCCUCUAAAUUUUAAAAUUUUUGGUCAAAAAGUUGACGAAAAAGGAAAAGAAUUUAAAGAGAAUAAACCUUUUCUAAUUUUUGAUGGAAAUUUAGAAUUAAAUGGAGAACCUGAAAAAGCACCAAAAUUCGAAAAAAAUAGUUAUAAUUUUAAUUUAAAUGAAAAUGAAUUGGAUGGAUAUAAAAUUGGGAAAGUAAAAAUUUUUGGGGAAGAGGAGUCUUCAACGAAUACAACAACACAAAAUCCAUUAAUUUAUUCAUUAUUUGGUCAAGGUUCCAAUUACUUCAAUAUAGACAAUAAUGGCCUUUUAACUCUAAAAUGUCCAUCAUCAACAUUAAUUAACAAUUCAACAACAACAAUUUCUUGUUUAGAUUUAGAAUCUUCUUUAAUUCCAACAACUUUUUAUUUAGUUUUUACAGCAAAAUAUUUAAAUUCUUUUGGCCCUUCCUCCUCCCCAAUUUCUUUAAUAAUUAAUGUAAAAGAUAUUAACGAUAAUAAACCAAUUAUUAAAUUAAUUGAUGAUGAAAAUAAUAAAGAAAUUUUAAUUAAAAAUGGACAAAUAAUGGAAGGAGGUCCUAAAACUUUGGCUAUUUUAGAUAAUGAUAGGUAA